UCGCAUUACGCAUUACGCACGCACAAUUUUUACUACAAGACAUCGUCGACAAUUUUUUCUGCCUGUCCACGUUGCCAAUUCACAUCAAAUCCGCAGCAUAAAAUGAUGAAAAAUCGCUUUGGAAAGGGCAGACAUCGAAAGUUCCAAGAUGACUGGGAGAGGUCCAAGGAGCCAGUCUUGGAAGGGGUCACCUUCUACGCCAAAUACCUGGGCAUGUGUCUGGUCAGCCUCUCCAAUGAUGAAACCCACACUGCCGAAGCUGUGAAGCGAAUCAUACACAACGCAAAGUACCACAGUAAACUUUUGUUCAAGAAGGUUUCCCUGACAGUGACGCCAAAGGCUAUCAUUCAGACAAACCUCGAGAGGCCAGAGGAUGUCCAAGAGGUUUCGAUACACAGGAUAUCCUACUGUGCAGCCGACAAAACCAGCGAUAAUAAGGUCUUUGCGUUCAUCGCCAACAACAGCAUCACCGAAGCGCUGGAGUGCCAUGCCUACCUCUGCUCCAAGAGGAAGAUUGCUGAGGCGUUGACGCUCACAGUAGCUCAAGCUUUCAACAUCGCCUUUGAAUUGUGGGAACGUGAAAAAGAAGAGCAAGACAUUGUGUCAGACGACAGCAAGGAUGCGCCACCAUCAUCGCCGCUUCAGAAAUCUGCCCCUCAAAGCAUACCCAGCUCCAAAUCUACCUCCAGUAGCAAUGGCAGGGAUGAGGCGUGUUGGUCGUCGGGUGCCUCACCUGCCCUGCCACCUUCCUUGGAUCCUCCACCUUCGAGUACGAGAAAAGUGUUGAAGGUGCAAGCAGAGAUGGACCCAAUAUCGGCCUCCGCACCCUGCACGGUCCCAGUGGUCCCCCCUCGUCGCCCCACAGGCAUGCCUCGCUUCUCCCCCUGCAUGGUGAAUGGCAAUGGCCAGCAUGACAGCGGCAUUGACUCCUCUCUGGAUUCCAAGGAGAUGGACGCCACCGCUAAACUCCUUGAGAAUUGGCAUAUCGGAGAGGAUGUUGACCUUGAUGAGAGCUUCUCAAAGUUGGCGGAGUGUCGGUCUAAUCCUCAACUGCUGGACAUCAACGUACGGAGGACGCAGUUUGAUGCCGACAUCAUUGUCCAUUUCCAGGGGAACAAGACAGAGCGCGAUCAACUCCUCGAAUCCAGAUCGAGUGAGAACUUUCAGUUUGAUUUGCAGUCAACUUGAAAUUUGAAGAAAGUGAAACUCAUUAUAUCCAGACGUGAAAACUUAUUGAUGCACCGGUAAAUAUGGAUGUAAAGUGACACUUCAAACUACUGUUAUUUUUUCAUGGCACGAAAAAUUACCGGCCUAUAAAAAAAAGCAAAUUCACAAGCUGUAAUUAUCUGCAUAAUUUGGAGUGAAUUGAAGUCAUUUCUCUCCUUUGGUGUAAAGUGAAAAAAUUAGCUGUGUAAAUGAAAAUUGAAGAAGUUAAUUGAAAAUGACGCAUACUUGCAACAUGCUACGUGUACAAGUUUGCAUGGAACAUGUACUCUCAAUCUUUUAAUGUGAAAAUAUUUUUGAGGUUAUAUUAAUCUCACUAUAAGCAUGCCAAGCAUGUGUUCAUGGCUCAAUAUGUAUUGGCAGAAUUAAUGUAGAAAAGAGCCGGAAUAAUUUUUGUUUCUUUUGAAAAUUUAAAAAUGUGGAAGCAUGGCUGAUGUGCUUUAAAAACUAUUUAUUGUACUGGUAUGGUGUUCCAGAGGUCGCAGGUUCAAAUCCCGCUCCAGUCAAUUUCUUUGUUCAUCUUUAUAAUAAUAUAAACUAUUUAUUUGACAACAUUGCAGUCAAACCUGCAUUAACCAUGCAUAGAGAGCCAGGUACAUGUAUGUGCACUUGAUGGUGUUUUGCAAGGAUAUGCGUGUACCUGUCCGUACCUGUUAUCUUGCCCUCAAAGAUAGCGUUCUCUUCAUGUGUAUUUUCGGCCCAUGAUGCUGGAGUUUGGCUGCGGUUUCACAGGACCUAAUUUCAUGCUUCUGCUAACCACAGAUUUCCGUGGCAGUGGAUCUCCAUUGAGCUCUGACAUGGGCCGUGUCUAAGUUACAUAACUGUGGCUUGAAAUUACACACUGCAUAACGGGAAGCCGCUGCCGCUGCUGCCACAGAUCCAAGCAUAAUUUAAAGAUGCAGCCAAGUAAUUCGGACAUGGCCUAAGGUUGCUAAGCAAAGAAAAAAGCACAGAAAAUACUCGCUUAGCGGGAAAGGCUCACUUACCAAAACGCUGUGAGGUUUAUAUUGCCUGUGACUGGUCCUCUGCUGAUUUUUGCUUAACACAUAAACCUCAAAGCAGUAUAUGCUCAGAGCUCAAGUGUAGAAUGUUAUUUUUAAUAUCUCCUUGAGCAUAGACCCUUUUGUUACAGGACGUCCCCCCAACAAAUACAUGUCCACCAAAAUUCUGUGCUAACCCAUGAAAUACACCUUUUAUAUGGCCAGUUUUUUUUAUUCAGCCAGGGUACCAGUGAACUGGUCCCCCUAGGGCCUAGAGAAGGUAGACAAUUUUGUUCAGUACUGCCGUAGAGGUGGGAAGAAAAACCCCCAGGUACAUAUAAACCCAGGGAAUCAGUUAAGGACCGAAAACCCAAUCCAAGUGUCUGCCUUGAUGGGAUUUGAACCCCAAGCAGCAGAAGUGGAAGGCGGGGAGGGUAAGUGUGCACUUGGCACAUUUUGCUUUCCUUUGCUUACUUUUGUAGUAGGUAAUUUUCCACCCGAAUAAGCAGAGAUUCCUUUGCUUACAUGUAUGUGUAAGCGGAAUCAUGAGUUUGGGCCCUGACCUGGGCUCCUUUUGCAGUUGAGUUAGUAAUGCUUUUUUUCUGUAGCUCUGUUGGUUUAACGAGAGCCACAUAUCAUUAACUUUUAAUCAGGUCUGACUGGUAAGAAUGGACUUUACUUGGGAGUCGGACAUACUGAAAUUGAAAGUGAAGUUACAUGUUAUUCUUGAUAUUGAAGAAUAACACGAAAUAUCCUGUGAAAGCUAGUGAGUUCAUAUUUGUGACAAACACACUUUGAUUAAUACAAAAUGAAAGUGAGGCUUAGAACCUACAUGAACUCAGAAUUAGUCUGAUACCACCUAUUCAACAGUUAACAGUUUAUGAAACGAUUCAGUGAACAAGACCAAAAAUGACUUCCUCAGGAAUAAGGCCAAUUGUUAAAGCACACCAGCUUUUUUAAUGCAUCCAGAGAACUUGAUAGCCGCAGCAUGUAGUAACACAAGACCAUGGCAAAGGGCUGUGGCUGUUGGCUAGCCACUUUCCUAGGCACAUGUGCUGUAGGCAAUCAAUGUAAGGAUGCGGCUGUGGAUUUGGCCUAGCAAGAAAGAGGCUUCUAAGCCAUAAUACUGUGCUGUUUGUAACAUGACACAACACAUACAUGUACAUGUAUGUUGGCAAACUAGAAACCCCAUCUGUAGAGUACGGAAGUGUGAUAUCCUUUUCAACCAGGAAGUGUAAUGCACAUGUAUGGAGUUUGCAUGCAUGUUUGGUUCACAUGCUAAUGCCUUUUUUGCACAUAAAUGUACCAGUGACAUAUUCACCUCUAUACUCUGCCUUAGGUCACAGGUGUAUGUUCAUAGAAACUACCCAGCGCCUCAUUUUCGCUAUAAUCAAGAUGGACCCUUUGCUUUGCACAAGCAGAAAAUUAAAGUAACACCAAUCAAGUAGAAAGGGAAAGUGAAAUGUAUAAUCCAUUGUAAAUAAUUGCAUGCUCGUGCACAUUGUUCAUUAAUUGACACAUUUGAUUGUGUGUAAAUUACUUCAGAGAGGAAAUUGAAGUUGCUUAAUGCUUAAUGCAAACUGCUGUAUAGUGAAUUUACAUUUGGACUAGAUCUGAUCUGUUGUUAUCAAUCAAAGGAAUUGACAGGGAACUUAUCAAGAGUCGAUUCAUAUAUUUUAAAAACCACUCAACCAUUGAUCUUUCCACUUCGAGUUGAAGCACUCCCUCACCGGCCAAAGAAAGACAGGCUGGUGGGAAGUUUUCCACUCAGGCUCAUGCACUAAAGACUACAUUCAAAUGCUCUUGCAUGCUUAGCGCAUCCUGGGCCAAAAAUGCAUAACAAACCUUCACAUGUAUACACAGGAUUUGCUACUGGGCAAAAACGGCAAAUACUGAGAUGAGCCGGAGAUUAACUGGACAUAAAUCUCUGAAGACAGCCUAAACUAAUCUGAAGACUUGUGUUCUCUUCCCCCCCCUCCCCGUCCCUUUUGCCCCUCCCUUCCACUUUCAAGUUCUGAACCUUCCUUUAACCCAGUGUACACCUUGAUAUGUUGAGAACACUCAGAACUUAGGACAGACAUCAUUGAGGCUGUUAAUUUUAAUGCCGGGGGGGGGGGGGUUGUUGUUGAGAAAAGACUUUUGGUGGUCCAGAGUAUUUUCCUUUUCUUUUGUCUGUUUCCUUAUUUUGUCUGUGUCAGUACCUGCAAAGUGUCUGUAACUUUUAUUUAGGUUUUAAAUUUUUGAAGAACAGAAAUGUCAAAUUAUUAUUUAUUGAUAUGCUUGUCUUUUCUGUUAGUUUUUAAGUUAGCCCUGAAUUCACCUUUUUCUGAUAUUAGGUUUAUUUGAAAGCAAACUACAUUCAGGUGAGUCUCCUCUACUGUCAUUGAAUUUUUUUUUGGAGGAAUUAUAAGAAAUGCACAUUAGUUUAUAAAUUUCAUCACACAGUGAAAUAAAUGCCGUUAGCGUGGCUGUGUGUUUUCUUAUUUAUGGAUUUGCAGAGUAAAACUUUCUGCUUGGAAAGAAAAAAGGGAUUGUUUUUUAGCAUAUUUGGAACCAUUUCUGAGCGCAAGUUCAGCACGCCCCCGAAACAACUUUAAUUUGUAACACGGAUCAUUAGGGUGUUGGUUAUCUUGAAUUGCACUUAACGCCUGGUCAACUUUCUGAGAGGGCAUUGUUCUCAGAUGUGGUAAAUUUUAGAAGUGUAAAUUCUCAAUUUAAUUGCUGGACCAGGGAUUGGAGUUAAACUCAAGUUCAAACUAGCUUUUUUGAGGAUUAGUUGCUUUUGAUCCAUGAAAAACUCUAGAACAAUGUAAUGUUCACAUGUUGAAAGAAUGGAAUGUAAAUAGUAUUUCUUAGGACAGUUUCUACCUUCCCAAAAAACCGCACAAAAUUAUUGUUACCAGUUCUGCCACCCCACUUUCAAUGUUCAUUAUGGUUGGAAUGUAAGGUACAUGUACAUUUGUUCUGUUAUUGAGUGCUAAUGUUGAUUUUUAAAAAUACCCGAAUGGAAUAUUUGUAUUUCUUCUAUAAAUGUCAUCUCUAAAUUACAGGAACUCCAAAAUCCUUAACCCUUUGGAUCAGCUGAAACUCGCUGCUAUUAAGGUAUAUUUUAUCCUCUGAACUUACUGCUUGUGUUUUUGUGUUGCGUUUUUACGAGUUCAGUGUGUUUUAGAAUUGUAUUUUUCAUUUUAUUUAUUUUACUUUAGUUUACAGAGGUAUGAAUGUAUCCUGGAAAAGACAAUAAUAAUAAGUUAUAUUCAAGUGCUGAUUGAAUUAAAUCCUGGAGGAAUGAGGCAUCGCA
This is a messenger RNA of Acanthaster planci (crown-of-thorns starfish), 5505 nucleotides long. RefSeq names its product low density lipoprotein receptor adaptor protein 1 (gene ldlrap1). The record is from RefSeq and is a predicted model, not a curated record. Lineage: Eukaryota; Metazoa; Echinodermata; Asteroidea; Valvatida; Acanthasteridae.